Molecule: messenger RNA, 1791 nt
Organism: Monascus purpureus
Lineage: Eukaryota; Fungi; Ascomycota; Eurotiomycetes; Eurotiales; Aspergillaceae
Source: the annotation of a GenBank genome assembly
AUGAAGGUCCAUGCAAGAUCUUCCUUGCUUUCAGUAUCUUCCUAUAUUCUCCUCCUUUCUUUACUUCUCCACAUUUCCAAUGCUACAACAGAUGAUCUGCUCAUACCAGUUGGCAGCUCCUCCCAGGAGAUUGACCUUGUGUCAUUUCUAAAUACAAAAAGUCAGCAGCAUGACGCUAUCUUCAAUGAAGCUCUUAGCCUUUUAGAGUCCAUGAAGUCGUCUCCGUCUUGCAACCGGAUGGCAGCUACGAGACUCGUUACGUCUUGCCAGUCCAUUGGAGGCAAGGCAGACCGAAAUGAGGCUGAUAACUACGUGACUCUAGACCAUGUCAAGUCCCUAUAUGCGGCAAGACUUGCUAUCUGUGAACUGAAUGGAGCAGGAGCCUCUGUUCCUCCUCCAUGUUUAUCUGUGACUGUUCCUCCAGCGCAGAAGAAAGGUUUUUUCGGAUUCUCCACCAAGGGCAAGUCUCAGACGACGAUGGUAGACUCAAUGCCGGCUGGUACGCUGGAGUCUUGCCUGAGAUCAUUGGAAUCACGCCCCCAAUGGUGGACAUCUUAUAGUAACAGCAGGCAGAAUGCUGUGGUUAUAUGCCAGGCAGCAAGGGUCGAGAUUGAAAAGGAGGAACUACUAGAACUUCACAGAUCGACUGUUGAGAAUACAUUUGAGCUCAACAACAGGCUUCAGGAAGUUUUACGGAAUGCAGCAGCGGAGUCUUUGCGACAUAAAGACUUUUUACGUGAAGUUGACGCCAUGAGGGCAAGAGUAAGUUAUGAACUGGGAGAGACGGAAUCAUAUAUUAAACGAAAAUUUUCCAAUCUCCUAAAUGACGUUGAAUCUGCGGUUGGGUCGGUGGUUUCUGGUAUGACCUCAGCGCUCGGGAGAGUACAUAUGGAGACUACAAUCCUGGAGAAGGACAUCAAAAAUGCUACCAGCAGAGUCGGCCAUCUACAGAUGGUGCUUCAGUCAGUGCAUGAAGAGGCUUUAGCAAGGGGUGAAAAAUUGCUAGAUACGCAUCAACGAAAUGCGCAGGCAAAUUUCGAGCUUGCCUCAUCUCUACAAUCAUCCUUAGAAUCGGUUCUAAAGAGUGACAUAGUCAGUAUCUCUCAAAAGGUCGAAAACUUCGAUUCCGCACUGGCAUGGCUGAUGGGAAGGAUGGAUCUUAUACUGCAACAAGAAGUCAAGAUAUCAGAGCAUCUGCGAGACUUUGAGACAGCACUAGAAGAGUCUGAACUGAGAGCUGAGAGAUUACGGGAAUCACAAUCGUUGCAAUCUGAAGCCAUCGCAGCACAGUUUCAGGCUCAAGAAACCCUCCAAGGGAAUAUGAAAGUCGCACAGACUUUACUCGACAAAGCAACUGCCACAGCUGCCAAUCUGCAGUCGAUGAUUGAUGAGACGGGAGGAAGACUCAGAGACUCUCCCACUCUGCGCAACGUGUUUAGCGCAUUCGCUCCUGGGACUUUAUGUGCUCUUCUUCUCAGUGUCAUCGGGGCUCAGAAUUAUAGAGCUGGUAUAACAGCGCUUUUUAUUUAUACCCUCCUUUCAAUUGCCACGAAAGUCUUUUAGUUGAUCAUCUUUCAUUUAUGAUGAGUUUACGCCUAUUUCACUUUAUUUUAUUAAAUAUCAUCGGUGUGGCGUCUUAUCUAGCGUUCGGCUCUUGUUUUUACCUCUCAUUUCACGUUGCUUGCAUUUAUUAAGGAUCAUGACGAUGACACCGCCAUAUACAGCAGACUUGACGGUUUUCUGUCUUUAUCGGCAGGACUAAUACCCCCUUUUGCUUUGGGGAUCGCUAAG